CUUUGCCAUCGCACGCACACUGCUGCCUUCGAGUAUUAUCGUUUCUGAGGGUGUUUGUUUCGCACUACUUUGGUUUUCUGGAUACCACAGAAGCUAAUGCAAAAUAUUCCCAAACUUCAAUGGAGGCAGAAACAACGGGAGGACCCUGAAAAUCUGACGAAAACCACCUCUGCAGGUGAGUGUUUUAUCUGUUUAUACCUUUUUGCCGUUAUCACCACAGCAUUGCAUUUGAUGACUACUACUAAAAUCUCACUAUUAUCAUGUUUUUUCUCUUUAAAAAAAUAUCUCCCCAACCAAUGGAUCUUUAAUUAAACUUCUGAGGACUUUUCACCAGAUAGAUUAAAUGCUUGAGAGCUCAGAAUGGUCCUAUGGUUUGUUUAAAGGUAGUUAAGGAGAAUCAGUUUGAGAAGAUUUGAAUGUUGCUCAACAGUAAACUACUUUAUGACAAGUUCUCAGUUUUCAACGCGAAAAAAUUAAUAUGAUUAGUAAAUGAAAAAAUAUUAGUGGUUUUUGGUCAUAUUUCCUCUUGUUUCUCGUGCAGCAGAGGUUCAUGCUUUUAAUGUGGUGGUCCAAGCUCUUUUACAGUCAGAGUCAAGCCUAUAAAGGAUGAGUACUUUGAUUUUUAAUAGAAAAAGACUGUUUAGACUUGGAAAUAAAAGCCAUCAGAUGUCACUUUGUGUGGAAUGAUUGAUAGUGACUGACAGUAGAGGCUAAUAGAUGCUUUUUCAGGAAACUGUUGAUUAGAAAAUGUGUGAUUCCUUUUGUGAGGAUGUCCAACACUUUUGCCAUAGUUUUAUCGUCUAUAGUGGGUUUAGAUCCUCAUGGAGAUAUCAUCCCUGGUGUGCCUCUGUGAUGUUAAGCUUAAUUCAAAGGGACUUGUAUUAAUGAAUUGUAUUAUUUUUCAAAAACAAAACAUCACAUCCAUUGAGACAGGCUUGAUCCGAAAGUGGGAAAUAAAAACAUACAACAUAAAAAACAUAAUUGAACAGGGAGGGUACAAAAUGCCAUAAGAAUCAGUCACACACCCACCAACUACAGACAUAUUUUCCACCCAUUCUGGCACAACCGUAAAACAUAAGAGUUGUUCAUGUAAUUAAUUGUAUUGGAGCUCUACAGUCCAUUGACUCACUUCCUAUUUGAUUGACUUAUCAGUGCUGCCAUGCCUCAGUUACAUUCCUCUUAUUUCCUCUUAUUUGGGUUUUAGUCUAAGCCUAUAUUAGGAAACACCAAGACCGCACAAAUAGAAAAAAAUGCAUUUAGUCUUUAUCUUAGAGGUGCUCUUAAGAUUCCUCUCAACUGUUGUGUUACAGAAAUUUUCUUUUGGAUCUAAUGACAACAUUACAUUUUUCUUUUGCUACAGGUAACCAAAACUUUUGAACUGCGACUUUUCCAAACAUAAUGCAUGCAAGUUCCACUUUGCAUUUAAAACACAGGCAGAUGUUGGGGUCAAUUUGGUAUUGAAUUUGAGGUGUUUGGUUUUCUGAGGGAUAUCAUGUUGCAUUUACCCAAAUUACAGCAAAAGAAGGUGAUAUGUUGGAGGAUCUUCCUAUAUCAGAAUCAGAAUACUUUAUUUAUCCCCACUGGGAACUUUGGUCAUUACAACGUUACACUUGCUCUUGAAAAUACAAAUAUUAAUAGGAGAAUAGAACCAGGAAUGAAAUAAGAAUAAAUAGGAAAUGCAACAGUAAGUAAAAAGUGCCGAAUAUUAUAAAUAAAGCUACUUACAAAAUCCAGAGUGUUUAAGAAACAAGUCAUCAUAGAUUGUAUAUAGAAUGGACGCCAUCUGCUGCCUUGCUGGGUGAAGCCACAGUGAGAACAGCACCCUCUGGUGACGGGCUGCAGUAUAGGUCAUAAAUCCCGCCUCCUCCAGCAAUCCUUGUGGAGCUGUGGACAAACUUUAGAAAUUUAUUACACAGAAUACACUGUCCAAGAUAACAUGUAGCUUUGGCACCACCAUCAGAGAGUCCAGCUCUACCCCCUGAAUGUCACUGGCCUUGUGAAUGAGUUUGAUAAGUCUGUUGGUGUCUGCUACCCUCAGUCUGCUUCCCCUAGCACACAACAGCAAACAGGAUCACACUGUCCACCACAGACUUAUAGAACAUCCUCAGCAUGGACCUGCAGAUGUUAAAGGACCUCAGCCUCCUGAGAAAGUAGAGACGACUCAGACCCCUCAGUGUUCUUAGGCAGUCCAGUUUGUCAUCCAAGUACAACCCCAGGUACUUGUAGUCCUCUACAAUGUCCACACUGACGCCCUGGAUGGAAACAGGGGUCACUCGUGCUUUUGUCCUUCUCAUAUCCACAAUCAGUUCCUUGACAAAGUUUACAAAGUUACCCACCACUAUCCUGUGUUUAGCUUUGUUGCCCUUCCUGAUGCAUUCAACUACAGCAGAGUCAUCAGAGAACCUCUGAAGGUUGCAAAACUCUGUGUUAUAGUUGAAGUCUGUGGUUUAGAGGGCGAAGCGGAAAGGAGACAGGGCUGUCCCCUGCAGGGCCCCAGUGUUGUUGACCACUCUGUCUGACACACAGUAUUGUAGGUGUACUGUUGUCUGAUGGUCAGAUAUUCAAUGAUCCAGGACAUGAGUGGAGCCUCCACCUGCAUCACUGUCAGCUUCAUCCCCAGUAGAGCUGACCUGAUGGUGUGAGAAGCACUGGAAAGUCCUCUACUCCCAGGGGAGGUUGGAAGACAAACAAGAGCAGAUCCAAGAGGUGCCUGACCAUUGGCCUCAGCUGUUCUAGAUUCAGUCUCUCCAGGGUCUUCAUGAUGCGAGAUGUCAACGCCACUGGCCUAUAGUCCAUGGAGCCAUUGGGACUAGGCAGGGACCUUUUGAAGACUGAAGAUCUUGGUGCAGACAUGAUAAGGCACUCGACAGAGCCGGGGGGUACAGGACUUGACUGCACGGAGUCUCCUUGGCUGUCCUCUAACCUGGUCAGCUGUGAAGGACACUGUUGGGGUGACUGGAGAGGGGACAGGGUCAACAUCUGUGGGAGGGCUGUCAGAGUGAAACGCCAGAAGAGGAGAGGGGAUGAGUAAGACCCUUACCUGACUGUAAGGAGAAGCGUGAGGGAAGAGCAGAGGGUGGCCGGGGGCCGUUUCUAGCCUAUUAAAGAAUAGAUUAAGUUUUUUAGCCUUGUCCAGACCACCUUCGACUCCUCCAUUGUCAGGUGUCCUGAAGCCUGUGGUAGUCUUCAUACCACUCUAGACCCCCCUGUUGAUAUACACUUUAUAUAUAUUUUGCUCAGUAUAGCUCAUCGAGUUGUUGUAAAGGCCCUGUUUUUCAUUGUUUACGUUUUUCAAGAAAAGAUUGUUUUAAGGUAAUUGUGUCUACUAAAAGAUUGAGCCCAAGAAUGAGCAAAUGAAUCUGUCUGUGGAACUCCACUUGUAGUUUUGACCCUACUGAGUAACACAAAUACAUCAUUAUCACCAAACACAUCUCCACUUACUAUGAUACUCCUAUUAUACCAUCAAUGGAAGAAAAUACUUCUUAUUCCCAGAGGAAACUUCCUGUUGUUUAAGAGGUACUUUCUACUUUGAAUACAGCAGUGUCAUCUUUGUUGGCUUGUACACAUGGGUUUUACACAUACAUAUUGUAAAUCAUGCAUGCUCUGUAAUGAGAGUCGAAUAUUUGGGUGGCAUCAAUUCAGUCUUUCUCAAAAUGAAAGUUUUUGGAAAUCCCUCAAAUCUUCAUUCAAUUAAAGAUAAUUCAACAGUCACGCUGAAUGGGGUAAUAUACUCAAAAUGCCCUUCAGGUAAAUUUGCGAUUGAUUUGUGUUUGCUUGAUGCAGCCUGAUUAGUUUUUGUGAAUUAUUCAAACAAUGUUUUGCAGAUUUAUGCCUCUUGACUUAGAAAAAAUACAUCUGUUUCGUUUGGUGAAAAUUUUUAAGCUGUGAUUCAUGUAUAUUCAACCAUUCCCUGCUCCUAAUUUAUCAUCUGGCAAAUUUGGACAAUGUUAGCGCAAAUUUCCCUCUCAAAAUUAAAGUUACAUUUACAGUGUCUAUGUGUGAAGAGCCAUGAAAAGACAUAUGCAGUAUCAAAUAAUCCCUUUUAUCAAUGUUGACUUGUUUUUUUAACCCAAUUGGCUCAUUUUGUUUGGCGUCUUGGAACAAAAUGAAGUCAGUUAAAAGUGUCAUCAGCCAAACAGACAGCUUUGGUCCAGCCCACGCAUGUUUAUGUGUAAUGCCUAACUGGAACCAAUCCAGUAUUCAUGGUGGCAGAGAUAGCAUAAAAGGCAUGUGUUAUCUGGGAGGAAAUGAUAAGUGAAUUUUUUCGUGCCAGAUCUUGUUCAUCUGUUGUAAAAGCUGUCAUUUUUUUCUUCACAGCGUCACUUAUGGGGGCUGUUCGCCAUGGACACAGCAGAACUCAACACAACUCAAACUGAAGAUCCACAGCUCCAACUUAAGUCUUCAAACUGCUGCUCGACUCUGGACAUGAUAGUUGAGGAGAACAUCUUUCAGCUGGACGACAGCACAAAGCUGCUUGGAGUGCGGAUCGUUCUUAUCCUGGCCUACAGCACAAUCAUCCUGUUUGGAGUCAUCGGAAACUCUUUGGUAAUUUAUGUUGUCUUCAAGUUUAAAAAUUUACGAACUGUUACUAAUUUCUUCAUCGUGAACUUGGCUGUAGCAGACCUUCUGGUGAAUACAUUAUGUUUGCCUUUCACUCUAGUCUACACGCUGUAUGGCGAGUGGAAGUUUGGUCAGGUGUUGUGCUUCAUGCUGCCCUGCGCUCAGGGUAUCGCCGUCCAUGUUUCUACAAUCACUUUAAAUGUCAUUGCACUGGACCGCCACCGCAGCAUUGUCUAUCACAUGGAGACCAAGAUGUCCAAAGACAUGUGCGCCCUGGUCAUUGUCAUCACAUGGGCUGUAAGCACGCUGUUAGCCAGCCCUCUUGCUAUCUUCAGGGAGUAUGGGACUCUAGAUCUCUCACCGGACGAGUCAAUCCAGGUGUGUACUGAGAAGUGGCCGGGAAGUAGCAUGAACGGAACUAUCUACAGCAUUGCAGCGCUUCUGAUCCAGUAUGGGUUACCUCUGAUCAUCACCUCUGUUGCCUACAUCCGCAUCUGGAAUAAACUGAAGAAUCACAUGACCUGUGGAGGACGAAACGACAGGAACCAGCGCAGGAAGAAGACCACAAAGAUGCUGCUGACAAUGGUGGUUGUGUUUGCCGUCAGCUGGCUGCCAUUUCACGCGUUUCAGUUGGCGGUUGACAUUGAUAGUACGGUGUUGUACAUGAAGGAUUUUAAGCUACUUUUUACUGUGUUCCACAUCAUGGCUAUGUGCUCCACGUUUGUCAACCCCAUCCUGUACGGGUGGAUGAACAACAACUACAGAACGGCUUUUUUGUCUGUGUUUAACUGCUACAGACCCUUCAAUCGGAGGCAGAGACGAUCUAAAGACAGAGAGGGCCAGAGGGAUGAAGACAAAGUUUUCACAGACUGUAAAUCAACAAAUGUUUGA
Xyrichtys novacula (pearly razorfish) is the source of this 5451-nucleotide messenger RNA. The record is from the annotation of a GenBank genome assembly. NCBI's taxonomy places the organism in Eukaryota, Metazoa, Chordata, Actinopteri, Labriformes, Labridae.